UCAUUAUGUAAUAACCUUUGUUAGUCUGGUCACUUAAUUUUAAAAAUAAAUUAUGUCAUCUUUAGACAAAAUAGCAAAAUCCUUUAGGAGAAUUCAUAAAGAAAGAUCACAGCCCGAUAAACGAAAAGAAUUCGGAUUUUUACCCAAAAAAUCAGAUUACAAAAAACGCGCAAAAAAUCACCAACGACGUUCUAAGUUAUUAAAGGUUUUCAAAGAGAAAGCUUACAACAAAAAUUGGGAUGAGUUUUAUUUUAAGAUGAUAAAUAUGAAACCAUCAAAGGAUGAUGAAGAAGAAAUCAUAGAAAAUAAACAAGAUAAACUUUCUUAUGAACAAUCAUUGUUAAUUAAGACACAAGACUUAAAUUAUUUAAAAUAUAAAAGGAAUAUAAAUUUGAAAAAAAUUGAUAAAUUAAAAGAAGAAAAUAAAAAUGAUACAAAAUCACUUAUAACGCAUACAUUAUUUUAUGAUAAAGAUGAACCCCUUCCAAAAGAUAGAUCAAAUCUUUUAUCAUUAUAUAAAAAAGAUGAUUUGAAUGUAAAUCAAAAUAAAAAAUCAAAACAAUUACGUAAAAGAUUACUUCGUGAACAAAAUUUAAAUUUAUUGCAAAAAAGAUUAGAAAAUAAAAAGGAUAAGAGCAAAACAUUCAAUAUUCGAGCUAAAGAUGGAGCAUUUAUUACAAUACCUGAAAGGAAAUCUUGACAUUUUAGCAAUAUUUAUUUAUUAUAUAUAUCAUCUAAAGAAAGAUACAAUUCUUUAUAUUCAUUUUACAAAUAAAUUUAUUUCAAUUAUAUUUUAAUAGAUAUUAUAUAAAUUAUAUUAUCAUAUAUCUUUCCAAUGAAAAAAAAAGAUUACAACCCCUGAGAAAACAUAGUAAAUCAAAUUUAAUCAAUCAUUAUUACUAAAA
Gordionus sp. m RMFG-2023 is the source of this 905-nucleotide messenger RNA. RefSeq names its product probable U3 small nucleolar RNA-associated protein 11. The transcript is spliced from 8 exons. NCBI's taxonomy places the organism in Eukaryota, Metazoa, Nematomorpha, Gordioida, Chordodea, Parachordodidae. Gene Ontology annotation, biological process: rRNA processing. The coding region runs from base 53 to 700 and encodes 215 amino acids. Gene Ontology annotation, cellular component: small-subunit processome; nucleolus. The record is from RefSeq and is a predicted model, not a curated record.